This is a messenger RNA of Fukomys damarensis (Damara mole-rat), 3743 nucleotides long. RefSeq names its product neuroligin 4 X-linked (gene Nlgn4x). Gene Ontology annotation, molecular function: neurexin family protein binding; signaling receptor activity. NCBI's taxonomy places the organism in Eukaryota, Metazoa, Chordata, Mammalia, Rodentia, Bathyergidae. The coding region runs from base 915 to 3440 and encodes 841 amino acids. The transcript has 9 exons. Gene Ontology annotation, cellular component: postsynaptic specialization membrane; cell surface; synapse. Gene Ontology annotation, biological process: synaptic vesicle endocytosis; presynaptic membrane assembly; postsynaptic membrane assembly. The record is from RefSeq and is a predicted model, not a curated record.
ACAGCAGGACCUGGCUUUCUCAGUCUCCCUUUUCCUCGCAAGCCUAGUUGAUCUCCCUGCCUCCUUCUCCCAGUUCCGAGCUCACAUUCAGACCCCCAGCUCUGCCCCCCCCGAUGCCCCCGUUCUGAUUUUUUUCUUUCCUUUUCUUGCUGGCCACUGACUUUCGAGAGCAGAAUCAAGGAAUUCCCUCCCGAAUUUAGUGGUACCCUUGGUCCUCACAUUCCUUUGGAUAAGCAAACGGUGCUGCUGUGUGCACAUCCUCCUGAAUCAUACUCCUGGAAAAAUCCGUAGAAGUGGAGAGAACUCUCACUGCCGAUGUAACCAUCGCACCGCCAAGGUUGUUUCUUAACCAGCUGCUCUGGGGCGAGUUGGAAUGCCGUUGAACAUCUCCAGGAAUUCCCAAGUCGGCAGCAGUAGAGAUGAGAUUCCACAGAGAGGCUUCUUUGAAACAUUCUCAUAAGUGUGGAGAACCUCUUUCUUAGCUUCUACUUCGAUUCUUCAACAGGUAGCGAUGUGCUGAGGAUGGAAAAAGUAACCAAGUAGAUAUCCGUGGCAUAGUUGGAAAAGGCGCUGUGUCCUCAGGACUACGUAAUGGGAGCUUUGGAGUUUUCAUAAGGAGUCCAGGACCUCGGGAGGUGUCGGAAGGUCACCGCCUGCUUCGGGAGUGCUGCCGUUGGUGGCGUCUGGUUGCAGGAUAGCAGCGGGGUCCUCUUGAGCGAUGGGUUCCCAGGAAGAGUGCCAUCCUGCUUCAUAACUUGUGGCUCUGUCUAUGAGCAGCUGGAGAAGCCUGUUCCUCUCGUCCACAGCUGCUGGGUCUCCUGCCCUCCCCCUACGUCCCUCUGUGCCCAGUUCCUGGCGCAGCACCUGGCUUUGGCUUUGCUUCUACUGGAGUCCGCUCCCUCGGACACCCGCACAUGUGGAAGAAAACCAUGUCGAGGCCCAGGGGACUCUUAUGGCUCCCGCUGUUUUGCACCCCGGUCUGCGUGAUGGUCAACUCCAACGUUCUCCUGUGGGUAACGGCUCUCGCAGUCAAGUUCACGCUGAUCGACAGCCAGGCGCAGUAUCCGGUCGUCAACACAAACUAUGGAAAAAUCCGGGGCCUAAGAACGCCACUACCCAAUGAGAUCUUGGGUCCCGUGGAGCAAUAUCUGGGGGUGCCCUACGCCUCGCCUCCCACGGGAGAGAGACGGUUUCAGCCUCCUGAGCCUCCGUCCUCUUGGACCGGGGUUCGCAAUGCCACUCAGUUUGCAGCCGUGUGUCCACAACACCUGGACGAGAGGUCUUUGUUGCACGACAUGCUACCCAUCUGGUUUACAGCCAAUUUGGAUACUUUGAUGACGUACGUACAAGAUCAGAACGAAGACUGCCUGUACCUAAACAUCUACGUGCCCACCGAAGAUGGAGCCAACACAAAGAAAGUCGCUGAUGACAUAACCAGUAAUGAUCGUGGUGAUGAUGAAGACAUCCAUGACCAGAACACUAAGAAGCCAGUGAUGGUCUACGUCCACGGCGGUUCGUACAUGGAAGGCACCGGGAACAUGAUAGACGGCAGCAUCCUAGCGAGCUACGGGAAUGUCAUCGUCAUCACCGUUAACUACCGCCUGGGCAUCCUGGGGUUUUUAAGCACCGGGGACCAGGCGGCGAAAGGUAACUACGGACUCUUGGACCAGAUCCAAGCCUUGCGGUGGAUCGAGGAGAACGUGGGAGCUUUUGGUGGUGACCCCAAGAGAGUGACCAUCUUUGGGUCUGGGGCCGGAGCCUCCUGUGUCAGUCUGCUGACUUUGUCGCACUAUUCAGAAGGUCUGUUCCAGAAGGCCAUCAUCCAGAGCGGCACGGCCCUGUCCAGCUGGGCGGUGAACUACCAGCCUGCCAAAUAUACUCGGAUGUUGGCAGAUAAAGUGGGCUGCAACAUGCUGGACACCACGGACAUGGUGGAAUGCCUGCGGAACAAGAACUACAAAGAACUCAUUCAGCAGGCCAUCACCCCCGCCACCUACCACAUUGCCUUCGGGCCCGUCAUCGACGGGGAUGUCAUCCCCGACGACCCCCAGAUCCUCAUGGAGCAGGGCGAGUUCCUCAACUACGACAUCAUGCUGGGGGUGAACCAGGGAGAGGGGCUGAAGUUCGUGGAUGGCAUGGUGGACAGCGAGGACGGUGUGACCCCCAACGACUUCGACUUCUCGGUGUCCAACUUCGUGGACAACCUCUACGGCUACCCCGAGGGCAAAGACACCUUGCGGGAGACCAUCAAGUUCAUGUACACGGACUGGGCUGACAAGGAGAACCCGGAAACUCGCCGGAAAACCCUGGUGGCCCUCUUCACCGACCACCAGUGGGUGGCCCCCGCGGUGGCCACCGCCGACCUCCACGCGCAGUACGGCUCGCCCACCUACUUCUACGCUUUCUACCACCACUGUCAGAGCGAAAUGAAGCCCAGUUGGGCAGACUCGGCGCACGGGGACGAGGUCCCCUACGUCUUCGGCAUCCCCAUGAUCGGCCCCACAGAGCUUUUCAGCUGUAACUUCUCCAAGAACGACGUGAUGCUGAGUGCCGUGGUGAUGACUUACUGGACCAAUUUUGCCAAGACCGGGGACCCAAACCAGCCCGUCCCACAGGACACCAAGUUCAUCCACACCAAGCCCAACCGCUUCGAGGAGGUGGCCUGGUCCAAGUACAAUCCCAAGGACCAGCUGUACCUGCACAUCGGCCUGAAACCCCGAGUGCGGGAUCACUACCGCGCCACCAAAGUGGCUUUCUGGCUGGAGCUGGUCCCCCACCUGCACAACCUGAACGAGAUCUUCCAGUACGUGUCCACCACCACCAAGGUGCCCCCGCCCGACAUGACCUCUUUCCCCUACGGCACCCGCCGCUCUCCGGCCAAGAUCUGGCCGACCACCAAGCGCCCGGCCAUCACCCCCGCCAACAGCCCGAAACAGGCCAAGGACGCGCAGAAACCCGGGCCCGAGGACACCACGGUACUCAUCGAGACCAAGCGCGAUUACUCCACGGAGCUGAGCGUCACCAUCGCCGUGGGCGCCUCGCUGCUGUUCCUCAACAUCCUGGCCUUCGCCGCCCUUUACUACAAGAAGGACAAGAGGCGCCACGAAACGCACCGGCGCCCCAGCCCGCAGAGGAACACCACCAACGACAUCGCGCACAUCCAGAACGAGGAGAUCCUGUCCCUGCAGAUGAAGCAGUUGGAGCACGACCACGAGUGUGAAUCCCUGCAGGCCCACGACACCCUGAGGCUCACCUGUCCCCCCGACUACACGCUCACGCUGCGCCGCUCGCCCGACGACAUCCCAUUGAUGACGCCGAACACCAUCACCAUGAUCCCCAAUGCGCUGCCGGCCAUGCAGCCGCUGCACACGUUCAACACCUUCAGUGGGGGGCAGAACAGUACGAAUUUACCGCACGGACACUCCACCACCCGAGUAUAGCUCUCCUCCGCCCGCCUCCCCUCCCUCUCGCAGCGGACGUCGAGAGACUCGGAAAGACAACGUGUGCACACCGCACUGGGAGACCCUGGGCACUCCACACUGGGAGACCCUGGGCACUCCACACCGGGAGCCCUCUUCUUCCGGCCGCCCUCGACGACAUUUCCCUGGCCUGGUAGACCCACGUCUUUGCACCCUACGAAAUGUGAAGAGCCGACAGUUCUCCGACCCACGCUGCUUUAAAGUUUCUCACCCAUCCCCCGAGACCUCUCUCAUCCACAGCUUCCUCUCCCUCUGCCCGCCCAC